UCUGGUGAGAAGGAUGGCAAAGAUGCCAAUGCCGCCUGGUCCUCGACCUUGGCCUAUAGUGGGAAACAUGUUCAGCAUCAGCCCAAACGAACCUUGGGUCACUUACAUGCAAUGGGGGAAAAUUUAUGGCGAUCUCGUCCACUGUCGUGUUCUGACUCGGGACAUCAUUAUCUUAAACUCAGAGAGAUUAACAAAAGCUCUCCUCGAGCGGCGUUCGUACAACUAUUCAGACAGACCACAGCACAUUAGCAACCAUCUCUUUGGAUGGGGCUUCAAUUCGCUAUUCCUCGCAUACGGUGAUGAAUGGCGAUUACACAGACGCUUGUUUCAUCAAGCCUUCAGAGCAGAAGCAUCUCUCACCUAUCGGCCUAUGCAGCUCUCCAAAGUUCAUCAGAUGCUACUAAACUUGUUCGAAACACCAGAAGACUAUAGUGAACACAUGCAGACGUGUUCGACAGCGAUCAUCAUGGCAGCGACUUAUGGUUAUGACCCAUCCCCAAGACAUGAUCCUUUAGUGACAAUUGUGGAACGUAGUGUGGACAUGAUUGUCAAGGCAUUGCGGCCCGAGGUAGCUUCCAUCCUCGACGCACUACCAUUUCUACGCCAUCUUCCUUCAUGGUUCCCUGGGGCGGGUUUCCAGCGCGAUGCUAUCGAAUGUCGAAAAGUCACUGCGGAAAUGGUGGAGCUUCCCUUCAAAUAUACGAAGAGCAGCCUCACUGCAGGUACAGCGGCACCCUCCAUGGUUUCUGAUAUACUUAGCCGAGAAAAAGAGGACGAUUCUCACGAACUUGCACUCAAGCACGCUUCUGCUACUGCGUAUGGUGCCGCGUCAGAAUCCUCAGCAUCGACCUUUCAAGUUUUUGUCCUCGCGAUGUUCGAACAUCCCGAGAUUCAAAGGAAGGCUCAGGAAGAAAUCGACUUGGUAGUGGGUCGAGACAGACUUCCAGAUUUUAGUGAUAGACCAUCAUUACCUUAUGUUGAAGCACUCGUUCGGGAGACUCUUAGAUGGUUCCCUGUAGUGCCUCUGGGUCUUCCUCAUGCUACCACGGAGAGCGACAUAUUUGAAGGUUACUAUAUACCCAAAGGAGCAUUGGUAAUCGCAAACAUAUGGGCUAUCACACACAACGAAGACAAAUACCCCAACCCAUCUGAGUUCAGACCUGAACGGUUCUUUCUACCUGAUGGCAAGCUCAACGACGAUACCAUGGGCGUCAUCUUCGGGUUUGGCAGAAGGAACUGCGUAGGUCGGUAUGUCGCUGACGCAUCGAUCUGGGCGGGGAUUGUCUCCAUGCUAGCUGUCUUUAGCAUCAGAAAAGCGAAAGAUGAGCUGGGUAGAGAUAUAGAAGUCGAGCCGGAAUGGUCGACUGGAUUAGCUAUCCGUCCGCGUCCGUUCAAAUGCUGCAUCGAGCCAAGAUAUCCAGAGCUGGACUCUGAAAGGCUGACCCAGAUGAUCCAAACCUUUUGCUAAAUUGUAGGUCUCGCAAUGUAGCAGUGGAGUCAUUGUCGCCAGUAAGCGUCGUGUAUUUAAGGAAAAGGUAAAAUACGGAGUGUACAAAUGCUUUAUAAGAUUAUUAUUCUUAUAAUAUAUCGCCAAGUAUACCAUAAACUAGUACAUUGCUACA
Serpula lacrymans var. lacrymans S7.9 is the source of this 1622-nucleotide messenger RNA. RefSeq lists its product as uncharacterized. Bases 14 to 1468 code for a protein of 484 amino acids. NCBI's taxonomy places the organism in Eukaryota, Fungi, Basidiomycota, Agaricomycetes, Boletales, Serpulaceae. The transcript is spliced from 12 exons. The record is from RefSeq and is a predicted model, not a curated record. Gene Ontology annotation, molecular function: oxidoreductase activity, acting on paired donors, with incorporation or reduction of molecular oxygen; iron ion binding; monooxygenase activity.